AUGUUAGCCUGCCUUGUCGAACCAGAUUGCUCCUCGGAGACAUUUGAUGCCGAUCCAGAUAUUGCUGGAAUUGGAGUAAUUGCGGCCUUUUUAAUUUCCGCAUGGUCUAGUCUUUUGAUUACGAGUGUCGAAUAUUCAUCUCGACACGCGGACGUUUUCAGCCCAUAUUCAGGAUAUGCCGUGCGACUAGAUGAUCUAUUGAGGAGUUAUAUUAGACGGUUUACAAGGCCCAUAAAGAAACCGUGGACUCUUCAAUCUAUACAACCAGUUGUGUUAGCGGCCAGUGACCAGCAAUUAGUCACAGGCUUGGCGAUAAUGGCAGCAGGCUACAUUCAACAUUGUACUAUUACGCAGUACCAUUUCGAUAUAGUCGCCUCCUUGGGUGGUAUUGCGUUCAACGUCUACCAACCUGCUCUGUAUGCUCUUGAUGGAUACACCAACAGAGAUCCUCAAAUGAAGCUAUGCAGAACGAUUCUGAUGACGAUCCUAUUUGGUAUGAUCAUCCCAAGCAUUUUUGCAGUGUUCAAUGUCAACUUCCUGGAGCUGUAUGGAGCGUCUACCCAGUGUAUUUGGGACAAUCUAAUUGAUUCUCACCAUGACACGACUUCGGACGUUCUACUCAGCUUCAACUUAAUUGUCACUGUUUGGGCCUAUAUCGAGAGCAUGAGAUGUCUAUAUCCAACUAUCUUCCGAAGGAUUCCACGCAUUUCAAAUUUUAUAUUAACGUGCUUUGAGGGGAUGUUACAUUGGAUCGAUAAAAAAUCAUCGCAAUAUGUGCAAACUGCUAAUUCGACAUAUCAAUUAUAUACGGAAACCCAAUCCAUAAAGGCAUUCGUUACUCUUUCUUAUCAUUGGGCCAUGUAUACUAUCGUGACCAUUAUAGUCCGGCCAAUCUUUUGGGUCAUAUUUAUUCUGGUCUUUACCUUCCAGGAAAUUAUAAGGUCACAUUUCAUUGAUAUUUGGAGAGCUUACACAGUGACCUUAGCGUUGAUAAUUGAAGUCAUAUCUAUCAAACAGGAUGCAGUCUCUUCUGAAGUCAUAAAUGGCAGCGAAAAUAAAUGGGGUUUCGGCCAGAUACUUCCGCUAUUACUUUUAGUUCUCCCAGUGAUGUCAACAUGGGAAGUAUUCUGA
Messenger RNA from Daldinia decipiens, 1131 nucleotides. RefSeq lists its product as uncharacterized. The record is from RefSeq and is a predicted model, not a curated record. The coding region runs from base 1 to 1131 and encodes 376 amino acids. The transcript has 3 exons. Lineage: Eukaryota; Fungi; Ascomycota; Sordariomycetes; Xylariales; Hypoxylaceae.